Molecule: messenger RNA, 2424 nt
Organism: Psammomys obesus (fat sand rat)
Lineage: Eukaryota; Metazoa; Chordata; Mammalia; Rodentia; Muridae
Gene: Dennd6b
Product: DENN domain containing 6B
Exons: 20
Coding region: 229-2256 (675 amino acids)
Cellular component (GO): recycling endosome
Molecular function (GO): guanyl-nucleotide exchange factor activity
Source: RefSeq, a predicted model, not a curated record
AACCUUGUAGAUGACUGAUAAGGUGGGGCACCUAUGACACGCAAAAUGAGCAUUAUACUCACAACCCUCGGCCGACUGGAUACCCCUGGGUGGUCCAAUACAAUUCUAUGUGGUCCAGAGGGGUGAAAACGUCUGACACCCCAGGUUGACACCACUUCACGCCCAAAGCCCCUGAAGAUCCGGGCGCGGGCCAGGGAGAUCAGGAACCGCCCUGGCUCGCCUUGCCAGAUGCAGCGCCGCGCUAGCCCUCUACUGGCCGACCCGGGUCACGCAACCUCCGUUAUCGGGAAGCACCACCAGCUCCAGACCCCUCUAACCGGCUGGGGCCUUUCUCGCUGGUACAUUGGGCGACACCCCAGGGCGGACGCUCCUCUAGCACCAGGGGGCGCGCGGCUGCUCAGGGGCCCUUCUGGCCUGCGGCAGCAGCUCGACUGCUCCGAGGCGGGCCAGGUGAACCCCCGCGAUUCCCCGCAACGUGCCGGUACCGCUGGAGCUACUACCAUGGAGGUGCCGGUGGGCACCCGGCCUCAGGAAGCUGGCGAAGGGCUAGGCGGGACUAGAUCCAUGUCCUCCGGCCGCGCAGCGCGGGCCUCCGCGGUGCCCUGGGCGCGCUUCUCCGCCUGGCUGGAGUGCGUGUGCGUGGUCACCUUCGAUCUGGAGCUGGGCCAGGCGCUAGAGCUAGUCUACCCAAGUGACUUCCGGCUCACAGACAAGGAGAAAAGCAGCAUCUGCUACCUGUCAUUUCCAGACUCUCACUCAGGAUGCCUCGGAGACACUCAGUUCAGCUUCCGCAUGCGUCAGUGUGGAGGACAGAGAAGCCUCUGGCAUGUUGACGAUGGGCCUUACAACAACAAGGCCCCCUUAGCACUGCAGAGGGAGCCAGCGCACUACCUGGGCUAUGUGUACUUCAGACAGGUGAAGGACAGCUCUGUGAAGAGGGGCUACUUCCAGAAGUCUUUAGUGCUGGUGUCCCGUCUGCCAUUUGUCCGGCUGUUUCAGUCACUGCUAAGCCUGAUCGCCCCUGAGUACUUUGAGAAGCUGGCACCCUGCCUGGAAGCAGUUUGUAAUGAGAUUGACCAAUGGCCAGCCCCUGUGCCCGGGCAGACCCUGAAUCUACCUAUUAUGGGAGUCGUCAUUCAGGUACACAUCCCAUCCAGGGUGGACAAGCUAGAAUCCAAUCCUCCAAAGCAUGACCAAGAGAACCUGCUGCCAGCCCCAGUCGUCCUCACUAGUGUCCAUGAACUGGAUCUUUUCAGGUGCUUCCGGCCAGUGCUGACCCAUGUGCAGACCCUGUGGGAGCUCAUGCUCCUUGGGGAGCCCCUACUGGUCCUGGCACCCUCGCCCGACGUGUCUUCAGAGCUGGUGCUAGCCCUGACCAGCUGCCUACAGCCCCUGAAGUUCUGCUGCGACUUCCGCCCCUACUUCACCAUUCACGACAGCGAGUUCAAGGAGCUCACGACACGAACACAGGCUCCACCAAACGUGGUCCUGGGAGUCACAAACCCUUUCUUUAUCAAAACACUCCAGCACUGGCCCCAUGUCCUCCGAGUUGGGGAGCCCAAGAUGGCAGGGGACCUUCCUAAGCAGGUCAAGCUUAAAAAACCCUCUCGGCUGAAGACCCUCGACACCAAGCCAGGCCUCUACACCUCAUAUACUGCCCACCUCCACCGGGACAAAGCGCUGCUUAAACGACUGCUCAAGGGCGUACAGAAGAAACGGCCGUGGGACACGCUGAGUGCCCUGCUGAGGCGGCACCUCCUAGAGCUCACACAGAGUUUCAUCAUCCCUCUGGAACACUACAUGGCCAGCCUCAUGCCACUGCAGAAGAGCGUCACACCCUGGAAGAGCCCCCCCCAGAUCUGCCCCUUCCGCCAGGAUGAUUUCCUGCGUAGCCUGGAGCAUGCAGGACCCCAGCUCACCUGCAUCCUCAAGGGCGACUGGCUGGGCCUCUACAGGCGUUUUUUCAAGUCCCCCCAUUUUGAUGGCUGGUAUCGGCAACGACACAAAGAGAUGGCCCAGAAGCUGGAGGCUCUGCACCUGGAAGCUAUUUGUGAGGCGAACAUCGAGGCCUGGAUGCAGGACAAGUCGGAGGUGGAAGUGGUGGACCUAGUCCUGAAACUUAGGGAGAAGCUGGUGCGGGCACAGGGCCACCAACUCCCCGUGAAGGAGGUGACACUGCAGCGGGCUCAGCUGUACAUCGAUACAGUCAUUGGCUCCCUGCCCAAGGACCUGCAAGCAGUCCUGUGCCCUCCCUAGGACAGGGCCAACCUGUGUGGUCCUGGGGGCCUAAGUCUGCCAAGUUCCCUCUCCCUUGAAGGCAGGCCUCCACCAAGCUGGAGCUUCCAGCCUUGGGCUCCUACCUCCGCUUCAGCCCCCUUGCGGAACCACCCUUGUCCCAGCAGUAAAGUGACAUUUGGAAUGACA